Molecule: messenger RNA, 408 nt
Organism: Guillardia theta CCMP2712
Lineage: Eukaryota; Cryptophyceae; Pyrenomonadales; Geminigeraceae
Exons: 6
Coding region: 1-408 (135 amino acids)
Molecular function (GO): calcium ion binding
Source: RefSeq, a predicted model, not a curated record
AUGUCAGCCUACAGCGCAACCUUGUCCGAUGACGUCAUGACGACAGCUCGCAAAGCCUUCGAACGAUACGACCAUGAUGAUUCGGGGACGAUUCAAAUAGAGGAAGUCGUGCAAGCUUUGCAAGAUGCAAAACGAGAUGCGACAGAAGCGCAAGUGUUUCAACUUCUGGAUUCACUUGGGUUGUCGGAUGGAAGCUCAGGGCUUCGAUUUCACGAAUUUUUGGAACUUCUGGAGAAGCUUCCUGAGCAACACAGAGAUCACGUGAUAGACGAAGAUAAUGAUGCUUUUGCGGCUUCAUUCCAGUGGUUAGGGGGGAAUCCUGAGGAUCCGGAUAGCAGCAUUACAAAGGAAACGAUACAGAAGGUGCUACAAGACUUCGAGCUAGACUCCAAUGUCGAUGCAGUAUGA